This is a messenger RNA of Lycium ferocissimum, 393 nucleotides long. Its product is annotated as protein PELPK1-like. Lineage: Eukaryota; Viridiplantae; Streptophyta; Magnoliopsida; Solanales; Solanaceae. Bases 1 to 393 code for a protein of 130 amino acids. The transcript has a single exon. The record is from RefSeq and is a predicted model, not a curated record.
AUGGCUGCUUCUAACAGUUGCUCAAUUCUCUUGUUGAUCACAGCAUUAUUGUCCUUUUCAAGCAUCACCACAAGUCAUGCUGCUCGCAGCUUACUGCAACUUCCCAACUUGCCUACAAUCCCUUCAUUGCCUCAACCAACAGUGCCACAAUUGCCCGCUAUUCCCAACUUGCCAGCAGCAGCCACAUUACCACCAUUGCCAAGUGCUGCGUCUUUGCCAACACUUCCAACACCUAAUUCACCAUUGCCUUCUCUGCCUACAUUGCCCUCUGUCUUCCCGAAAAUGACUCUGCCUCCAAUGCCAGCCAAUAUUCCUCUGCCGAACAUGCCAUCACUUCCAAACAUUCCCACAAUUCCAACCAUUCCUACCCUUUCACCACCUCCAUCCAACUAA